UUAUUAUGAAGGAACUCAAGUUAUCCCAAGUUGAAGUUCACUUGACUAGAUACAAAUUGCUGUUGUAACUAUGGCGACUGAAAUGCUUCCUGUUAUUUACUUGCGUAUUGAUUUUAUUCGAUUUGAUACGUUUAACUUGGUCGCGUAUCAAAUAACGCCAAGCUGCUGUUCUUAUAGCACAGCACAACAUUUUGCUUUUAUAACUUAUGUUUUUUUGAUUCUCAUUUCACUUGAGAUCUGCCGUUUUGUACUAAAACAUAAUGAAAUCUAUUGCGUAUGGUGCGUAUUGUGGCCAAGAAUAAUGUUUAGUUUAUUAAUUUUUAAAAGAAGCUUGCUGAUCUUUAAGAUUUUUGGAUUUCGUGAAGGUAGAUAUAAAUCGAAACGUAUUUUUAUGAAAGCGUAAGUAAUGAAGUAUAAGUGAGAUGUCGAUGGAACCGAAAAGAGUGUCAACGAACCUCGCUACGAUGUAUGGCAGUAGGGUAUAACACCUAUCACCCACAGUACAGUAUCAGUUGUAAUGAAGAGUAGAUGGAAGGAAACAAAUAUCAGCGAAAAAUGAGAGGUCACGAUCGGAUGAAAAUCUGUUUCUGCACCGAUCUCGAUAAAUCGGUUCUGAUAAGCAAUUUUGAAAAGCGCGGCUGGGUACAAGUUACGGCGGAUGACGAUUGGAAUUUCUACUGGGCUGGAACUGGCACCUGUCGCAAUAUAUUCAGCGUUGACAGUGGAUACCGUAUGCACGAUAAUCAGCUUAUUAAUCACUUUCCGAACCAUUACGAGUUAUCAAGGAAAGAUUUACUGGUGAAGAAUAUAAAACGCUAUCGGAAGGACCUUGAACGAGAUGGGAAUCCGUUGGCAGAAAAAACUGAAGCAAACAUUCCCGGUGGCUCAAAAUAUUUGUAUUUAGAUUUCAUACCGAUCACGUUUGUCCUGCCAGCUGACUAUAACAUGUUUGUGGAAGAGUACAGAAAAAAUCCUCAAAGUACAUGGAUUAUGAAACCGUGCGGUAAGUCACAAGGUGCUGGCAUUUUCUUAAUCAAUAAAUUGUCCAAAUUGAAACGCUGGUCGAGAGAAGCAAAAACGUCAUUUCAUCCUCAAAUCGGCAAAGAGAGCUACGUUAUUUCAAGGUAUAUCGAGAACCCGCUGUUAAUUGGUGGCAAAAAAUUUGAUCUUCGAUUGUACGUUCUUGUGACAUCAUUUCGUCCGCUGAAAGCAUACUUGUUUCGUUUGGGAUUCUGCCGCUUUUGUACGGUAAAAUACGACACAAGUGUUACGGAAUUGGACAACAUGUACGUACACUUGACUAACGUCAGUGUGCAGAAACAUGGUGGUGAAUAUAACAACCAUCAUGGAGGCAAGUGGAGUGUACAAAACUUGCGUCUCUAUCUUGAGGGUACGCGUGGUAAGGAAGUAACGGAUAAGUUAUUUGGGUCCAUCACUUGGCUCAUAGUACACUCCUUAAAGGCAGUAUCAAGUGUUAUGGCCAGUGAUAGGCACUGCUUCGAAUGCUACGGUUACGAUAUCAUCAUAGACAAUACAUUGAAACCGUGGCUUGUCGAAGUGAACGCUUCACCGUCACUGACUUCAACUACUGCCAACGAUCGGAUACUCAAAUACAAGCUAAUAGACAACAUUCUCAGCAUUGUAUUGCCACCGGAUGGAGUACCUGAUGUCCGUUGGAGCAAAAUUCCCAGCCCAGACAUGUUGGGAAACUUUGAUCUUCUCAUAGACGAGGAAAUAGCGGCACAGGAUGAUAGUAUACAUAACAGUAAUAAUGGUAAACACCGCUCCAAUAGUAAUAGAUGGAAAUAAUUGUACGAAAAAUAAAAUGAAUGUCUUAAAUACUGGUGUUAACAACACGAAGAAAAUUUGCAAUUGAUUAUGGAGUGUUGCGACGAACUCGUUCGUGUUCCCGUAAUAGUUAAUACCUUAAAAUGAAAACGAAAAGUCAUGAACUAAAAACGAGCUACAUUCUCAAACGGUUGAAUUGUCUUAAAUAAUAGUAUUAAAAUUGAAACACGUAUGAUAUAUUCCUUCGUUUAUUUGUUCUAUCGUUCGGGCUUUGUGUUUAAUGUUUUUUUGUUUUAUGUUGUACGAAUGUGUUUUAGUUUUAACAUGCACAAAUUUUUAAUAUAUUUCCGAGGUUCUUUUGUAUUAUGUAGCACAAUCAGCCAUUUUUAAUUCA
Anopheles merus is the source of this 2182-nucleotide messenger RNA. Its product is annotated as probable tubulin polyglutamylase TTLL1. The transcript has 6 exons. Gene Ontology annotation, molecular function: tubulin-glutamic acid ligase activity; tubulin binding. Gene Ontology annotation, cellular component: cilium. The record is from RefSeq and is a predicted model, not a curated record. Bases 529 to 1809 code for a protein of 426 amino acids. Lineage: Eukaryota; Metazoa; Arthropoda; Insecta; Diptera; Culicidae. Gene Ontology annotation, biological process: microtubule cytoskeleton organization; protein polyglutamylation.